UCGGUUGGGUAAAUUCCAAGGAUGCGUUCGAUUGAGUGCUCGCUUGUAAAUCGAUGCAACAGUUCAUGCAAGCACUUUAUUAUAUAAAUUAAUCAAUUACACUUCAACACUUCAUCUUUUCACCAAACAUUGAAGACGGGAGUACCGAAAUCUUAAAGCUGUCUUCCACGUGACUUCUGGUGAGCUCAUCAUAAUAUAUGCUAAUGAUGUCCAGCUAAAGUAGACCUCUACUUCACCGACACAAUAUGGCGGGUUUUAUAGAGGAGUUUAUUUCUUAUGACUCGGAAAAGUAUGAUGAUUUGGACACUUUCCUAGAAAGGUACAGACCAUCUAAAACUAAAGGAAGGGAAGACCCUAGAUACAAUUUGUGGAUUCAAGUCUCAGUGCGCGAAUGUGAAGAAUAUGAUGAUGAAGAAGAUGAUGAAGAAGAUGAUGAUGAUGAUGAUGAAGAUGAUGAAGAUUUCAUACCUAUCAAAUGGAUAAAAUGCAAAAAGGAAUUUGAAAAGCUGAAACUAUCAAAUCAACUUACAUAUGAAAAUAUUAAAGCAAUAGCGAGGAAUAAUAAAUAUUUGUCUGGAAAGUGGCUUGUGUACCGGGAUGUCUGUGAAAUUGAUGCAGUCUGGAUGACAAUAGCCAAUGCAGUCGUAGCAAACAAACUUGGUCAAGCGGCUAAGGUCAGCUGUCGAGAUAGUCCGGCGAGUGACGACGGAAGUCACGUGAUCUGUGUCUACACAAAGGACUUCACUGACGUGGAUGACGUCAUGAGGGUGGAACUGAUGCUACGUCAGCUUGGAGUCACCGGGAGACUGAUGUAUAAACCCGACAUCUACACGAUACUGGGGAUAUAUGCGAAGAAUGAGUGGCAUUUAAGGCCAACGAUUUACAGCACCACAAACGACUGGCCUGAGAAGUAUAUUCCCAAGUCUGAAGCACAGCCUGCCAAGAAUAUUGUCUUCCACAAAGACUACUAUUCGUUUCUGAAGUGGUUUAAAUCGACUUGCGAACGUAAUCAGUAGUCUGCCAAGAGUAUUGUCUUCCACAAAGACUACUAUUCGUUUCUGAAGUGGUUUAAAUCGACUUGCGGACGUAAUCAGUAGUCUGCCAAGAGUAUUGUCUUCCACAAAGACUACUAUUCGUUUCUGAAGUGGUUUAAAUCGACUUGCGAACGUAAUCAGUAGUCUGGCAAGAGAAUUGUCUUCCACAAAGACUACUAAUCAGUGGCAGAAAAUCCAUUUAGGGGGACCCCAGUGACAUGAGGCGGAAUGACAAGGGAACUUUGGUGAAGGUUAUGAGAAGGAUCGUAAAAAAUAAUAAUUAAUAUAUAACAAUUAUAACUCACAAAAUUAGCAGCCCCCCCCCCCCCCCCCCCCCCUUAGAUCCGUAUCUGCUAUUCGUUUCUGAAGUGGUUUAAAACGACUGGGCCACGUAAUCAGUAGCCUGGCAAUAGUAUUAUCUACCACAAAGACAACUAUUCAUUUCUGAAGAGGUUUAAAUUGGCCUGGGCACGUAAUCAGUAGCCUGCCAAGAGAAUUGUCUUCCAAAACGACUACUAUCCGUGUCUGAAGUGGUUUAAAUCGACUUGAGCAUGUAACAAUAGCCAGAAAUGACUAUUUCAAUAUAUGAAGAAUACCAUUCGUUUCUGAAGUUGUCUAAAACGACUCGUGCAUGUAAUAAUAGCCUAGAAUGACUAUUGCCUUAGACAGAGACUACUAUUGUUUCUGAAGUGUGUUAAAACGAUUUGGGCGUAUAAUAAUCGGCAAGAAGUAUUGUUUUCCACAGAUAAAGACUACUAUUGUUUCUGAAGUGAUUUAAAGAUAAAAUUUGUUUUGUUUCAUGGCUAGA
Messenger RNA from Gigantopelta aegis, 1842 nucleotides. Its product is annotated as UPF0696 protein C11orf68 homolog. The record is from RefSeq and is a predicted model, not a curated record. Lineage: Eukaryota; Metazoa; Mollusca; Gastropoda; Neomphalida; Peltospiridae. Bases 246 to 1016 code for a protein of 256 amino acids. The transcript has 6 exons.